ACUCACAAGUCUAAUCUAAUAUCGAAGCGCUUCUCCUCCUUUCCUCCGUCCUGACCGUCUGCCUCUCCUCCGCCAAUUCGAUCGAUACAAUUACUCCCAACUCCAAACCCUAAUGCCGCUCCUCUCCAUCUCCACCCCCGAUAGCGGCCCAUCAUGAUUCCGGUUGCCGGAAACCGCCGCCGAUUAUUCCCCGGCACUCCGCCCUCUCGCCUUUCCCUGACCGCCUUUCGCUGCCUCAGCCUCCGCCUUCGCUUACUCGUCCUCCUCCUGUUCCCUUCCUUAUAUAUACUCCUCCUAUCCUCCACUUCCUCUAUCGAUAUUCACUCUUUUAUCAUCGAUUUCAUACCCGUCCUCGCAUUCUCCUCUGGUCUUGUCCUCCUCCUCUGCCUUUUUCUGCCCUCUCUACGCGUCCUUCCUCGCCCGCCUACUCUCCCGCUUCUGUGGUCCAUCGGAGGGACUCGCACCGAUCGCCGGACCGGCCUUUCUGUACAGGUCUACAGCAACGGAGACGUCUACGAGGGGGAGCUCCGGUGGGGGAAGUGCCACGGAAGUGGGGUUUACUACUAUUAUAAGAGUGGAAAGUACGAAGGGGAUUGGGUUGAUGCUAAGUAUGAUGGAUAUGGGGUGGAAACUUGGACUAAGGGGAGCAGAUACAAGGGACAGUAUAAGAAGGGGCUUAGAAAUGGUUUCGGGGUUUAUCGGUUUUAUACUGGUGAUAUUUAUGCAGGAGAAUGGUUGAAUGGUCAGAGCCAUGGUUAUGGUGUGCAUACUUGUGAGGAUGGAAGCCGUUAUGUUGGUGAGUUCAAAUGGGGGAUCAAGCAUGGCUUAGGACAAUAUCGAUUCAGGAAUGGAGACACCUAUGCAGGAGAAUAUUUCGCCGACAAGAUGCAUGGCUUCGGGGUCUACCAAUUUGCAAGUCAGCAAUGCUACGAGGGAGCAUGGCAUGAAGGAAAGAGACAAGGUUUAGGAAUGUACUCUUUCUCGAACAGCGAGGCACACUCCGGUCACUGGGCAAACGGCAUCCUGCAAACUUCUAGCACUCGAAACGCCUUCCCUGGAACUCCAUUCGCAGUUAACCAUUCCAGAGUACUCAAUGCUGUUCAGGAAGCAAGAGCAGCAGCAGGAAAGGCAUAUCAUGUGUCAAGGGUGGAUGAGAAAGUAAAUAAAGCUGUUGCUGCUGCGAAUAAAGCAGCCAAUGCAGCCAGAGUUGCUGCUUCCAAAGCUGUCCAAACUGAGAAGAGAAUUCAUAGAGAUGUGCUCGAUUUCCCCAUCCCAAUAGUAUGAUAAUCUUUUCACUUUCUUUCGAUCGGAAGCCAUUAUGAACGAGCAUUCGCCGCAUUUUAGACAACAUUCUAUUGAGAUUGAAGACAAAACUAUGCAGAUUUGUGUAUGAGGAUUUGCUCUUAGUUGACGAAGAGGAUUGAUAAAAAAGAAUCUAGUGACUGACCACUUUAGGAGUAGGUUCUUCUUGCCUUCACUCUCAUCUCAGGUAAAUUAGCUUUUUUUUAUUUAUUUAUUUAUGUGGAGUUUUAAUCUGUAUAGGAACAAAAAUUUCAUCAAUGGACGAUGCGAGAAUCUUGAUAGUAAUUAUAUCGUGUCGUAUGACAAUGAAUGAAGUGCACAAAUUUAGCUCA
Phalaenopsis equestris is the source of this 1634-nucleotide messenger RNA. Its product is annotated as MORN repeat-containing protein 1. Bases 154 to 1284 code for a protein of 376 amino acids. The record is from RefSeq and is a predicted model, not a curated record. The transcript is spliced from 3 exons. NCBI's taxonomy places the organism in Eukaryota, Viridiplantae, Streptophyta, Magnoliopsida, Asparagales, Orchidaceae.